Staurois parvus is the source of this 465-nucleotide messenger RNA. Lineage: Eukaryota; Metazoa; Chordata; Amphibia; Anura; Ranidae. The record is from the annotation of a GenBank genome assembly.
GGCACGGGGCGGGCAUCGGGCCCAGGCGGAGCGACGGGGCAUCGGGCCCCAGGCGGAGCGACAGGCAUCGGGCUUCCAGGUGGGGCGGGGCAUCGGGCCCCCAGACGGGGCGACGGGCAUCGGGCCCCCAGGCGGGGCGACGGGCACCGGGCCCCCCGGCGGAGCGGCGGGCGCCGGGCCCCCAGGCGGGGAGACAGGCAUCGGGCCCCCAGGGGCGACAGGCAUCGGGCCCCCAGGCGGAGUGACAGGCAUCGGGCCCCCAGGCAGGGACGGGCGCCGGGCCCCCAGGCAGAGCGCCGGGCGCCGGGCCCUCAGGCGGGGCGGCAGGCACCGGGCCCCCAGGAGGGGCGGCAGACACUGGGCCCCCAGGCGGAGCGGCAUUGGAUCGUCUGGCUCGACAGCGGGCAUCGGGUCACCAGGUAUGACAGUGGGCUCCGAGUCACCAGGCAUGACCGCGGGCACUGG